Amborella trichopoda is the source of this 4125-nucleotide messenger RNA. RefSeq names its product F-box protein SKIP14. NCBI's taxonomy places the organism in Eukaryota, Viridiplantae, Streptophyta, Magnoliopsida, Amborellales, Amborellaceae. Gene Ontology annotation, molecular function: protein binding. The record is from RefSeq and is a predicted model, not a curated record. Gene Ontology annotation, cellular component: cytoplasm.
UCUCUCUCUCUCUCUCUCCCCAUCUUUAAUCUCUCUUUCUCUCUCUAACCCUGUUACCUAUAAACCCAUCUUUAGCAUAUCUUUUAUCUCUUAAACCCAUCUUUUUGCACACUUCUCUCUCUCUCUCUCUCUGUACCCUUCAAACUCAUCCUUAACCAUUCUCUCUCAAACCUUCCUCUCUCUUUUUAAUCUCUAUAUAUUCAUCUGUCAUUCCACGUCUCUCUCUCUAGUUUCUCUCCCUGCAAGCUCAUCUACCAUCUCUCUUUCUACUGCAACUACUCCUUACUCUCUCUCUCUCUCUCAAUUACCUUUUAUUGGAACCCAUCUUCUCUCUCUCUCUCUUUCUAUAGAGACGAAUUAGGUUUUCCUUCAAACCCAUCUUGUUAAUCCUUAAAAGCAUCUAUCUGGAAAAAAAUCUCACAAAAUUUUGUCAUCUCUUUGCUUCCCCUCUCUUACUUUGAGUUUUUCAGUCGAGCAUUGGACUGCUUUGUAUUGAUUUGGUCGUUUGAUCAAUUCAGUUUCUUUCACUGUAAGAUCCAUCUUAUCGUCUCUCGACCUUUUGAUUGGAUCACCGGAGGAUUUCACUCAAAGAAUUUAUCUGUGCAAGUUGCGUAGGAUUCCUUGAAAUAUCAGGUCUGGUUUUCUCUCAAUUUUGCAUUCUGAAAAUCUGUAUUUCACAUAAAAGAAAAAGAAAAGUGGGUCACUAUUACAAGAAUUAGGUUUGAAUUCAGGUAUAGAUUUAAUUCUCCCCUUGAUUCAGAGUUUAUAGAAGUUUUCUCAGAUCCUUCAAAAGAUCAUAUAUUCUUUUAUUCUUUUCUUCCCCAUAAAUUUAUUCUCCUGUACAAGAAACUCCUGUGAACGUUUUUGGAGCAAUUUUUAGGGCAUCCAAAAUCUUGGGUUUUCUUGAUACGUAGGGUUUGGAAAGGUUGAACCCCAAAACAAAAGAAACACAAUCCAAUGACUCUGAAUCUUAGUUCCUAUUCGGCUAAUCGGUCGGAUGACAAUAUGAUUUCCUCAUUUUGCUCCGGAAACUGUCAUGUAAUGGAAGGGGGGUUUAUAGAUAAGAACUGUAACAAUAAUACCAGUUUUGGGAGACCCACGAGAUUUAAUUGGGAAACUGGGGGGUUUCACAACCAUUCCUGUGAAUCUCGAGAUGAGAUCCUCGAUAUACUUCCUGCUGAUCCUUUCAAUAUGGACCUUAGAGCCACCUUAGAAUGUGGUGCUCCUUUAAUGGUUGAAAGGGCUAUUUUUGGUAAUGGAGGGGGUUAUAGUGAACCGGGAAAUCUGGUUCUCGAAAAUUAUCAGUUUGUUGCUGGUUUGAACUUGCUCUGGAAUAGUGCCAUGGCAUUCGGAAGCCCCCCUAAUGAGGGGUUUGAAGAAAGUGGAUUCUAUGAAGAUCAUGGGUUCUUCUCCUUUUGGGAUUUGGAGGAGUUAUUGGGUUUUCCUAUAUCUGAAAUUCACGAGUCUGAAGCUCCUGAGAGCUCCAUUGGUCAGGUCAGUCUUGGCCAUGAAACUGAUUUGAUUGGUAAUGUCUUAUUGUCCAGUUUAGUUCCUGAAUCUGUAGAAGAUGCAGAGAGAGAUAAGUUAAAUGUUUCAGGUUGCGAUGUAGUUUUUAGUAAGAGUGAGGGAGAUGGGGCUCCUCAUGAAGCACUGUUAUUCUCUCUACGUUACUUGGGUAUGAAAGAUUUGCUCUCUGUCGAGAGGGUGUCCCAGUCUUUGAAUGCUGCGGUGCGUGGAGAUCCUCUCUUGUGGCGUAGCAUACAUGUAGAUUGGCCCUUGAGUGAUAGGCUCUCUGAUGAAGCUCUAAUUAAGCUUUCAAUGAGGGCUCAAGGGAAUUUGCACUGCUUGAGCUUGGUGGGGUGCACGAGAAUCACUGACGAAGGCUUGAAGCAAGUCCUUGAGAGCAACCCAAGGCUUACGGAGUUAAAUGUUCCUGGAUGUACUAGAUUGAGCAUUGAAGCUAUCAUCGCCAGCUUGAGGGCGUUAAAGGCUCCUGGUUCUCCGGGUAUUAAACGCUUAAGAAUUGGAAGCCUCUAUGGGGUGACCCACCAACACUUCGAAGAGUUAAAGUCCCUUUUGGAUGCUAACAAAACGGGGCAACCUGAACAUCGAAAGCCCCAGUUCUACCCAAGCAGUUACUCUUCCUCUUCUCUGUUGUGUGAUGAUGAGCGUGCCAUAGACAUAGAGACCUGCCCCAUAUGUGAGAAGUUAAGGCUUGUCUAUGAUUGCCCCAUGCAUCACGGCCAAGCAAAGCAGCCAGCAAACCAGGCAUGCAGGGCUUGCACCAUAUGCAUUGCACGGUGUGUGCAAUGUGGGAGAUGCAUAGCUGAUGGUGAGUAUGAGGAAACGUUCUGUCUUGAUUUGCUUUGUUUGGGUUGCUGGCGUAAGGUGCAUCAACACCAAGAGAGAGAGGAAGAAGCAGGAGAAGAGGAAGAUAGUCGCUAAGCAUGCAUAGUGUUUGUCGCUAGGAAUCUAAGUUACCAUUUUUGUCUAUAUUGCUUGACAAUCCUAUUGCUUUGAUGUUGGCUUUCGGAUAUGUGGAUGUAUGGGAUGGAAAAUGGUCAAUAUUUGUUGAUCAAUCAGUUUGGUUGCCUAGCAAGAUGGUAGACCUGAAAAUGAGUCUUUGAAGUUGUUGUUCUCUGGGACUUCCCAUCCCAUUUAAUGUAUUGAAAAAAGCAAAAAAAGUGAAAGGAAAAAGAAAAAAAAAGUGAUGAAGCUGAGGGAGAAACACAGCAUAUUGUGGGAGUUCUUCGAUGAAGGAAAUCAGCUGCAUUUCCUGCUUGUUUCAGCUUUUUGCUAUAGUGAUGACCUACCUGCAAACAAUGUGAGAUGGUGGCCUUCAGAUAGAAUUUUGUAUUUCUCCUAGUUUACUGUUCAAAAAGAAGGAAAAGAAACUAAAAAGAGAUGAGAUGCAGUCAGAGAGAAGCAUAAUAGGUCUCGGGUUUGAUUGGCUUCAGAAUCAUAGCUUGUACACCAUGCAUGGGCUGAACUUCCUAAUGUGUCAGAUACUGGCUAUAGAGAGAUUAGCCCAUAUACCAAAGUGAGAUGGUUUGUCUUGAGUUCAAGUCUUAUUGUUGCUGUAACUUAGUUAUUUAGAAAAGAAGGAAAAGAGAUGAAAGAGCCUACAAGUAUUGACAAUUUUUUGGGGUUUCGAUCGAUUGCAGUUCCAUAGCUUGUAUUAACAUGCAUUGAAAUUCCAAAUGGGGACAUCUUGGCUAUGGAGAUGUACCGCCAGCAGAGUAAGGUUGUGGACUCUAAUUUCAGUCUUGUAUUCCCCAAUUCAUUAUCGAAAGAAAGAAGAGAAGAUUUUAGGAUGAGGAACUAUAGCAAAUACUGAGGUUCUUGAAACCAAUAGGAAAGGGGUUGGCUAGGGUUGAAAUUUCAGAUGGUCAAUCCUGGUUGCCUGUAAAAGAGAUAUGGUGAAGCUCUUUUGUUUGGCCCCCCUUUCUGUUUUGGGUCUACUUUUGUCCGAUUUUAUAAUAUGCAAAAGAAAGAUGCAAUAAUAGAAAAUAAGGAUGGUGGGAACCAUAAUAAAUGAAGGGUCUAUGAAUUUGAACCUGAUAGUGUUGCAAGUUGUCUAGCAUGCAUGAAUUGAAACUUUGUGUUAAUCGGUCAGACUGGGGUGCAGAUUCUGGGCUUAAAAUUAAAUUGGUUAAAGAGAACUGGUGAUUCUAAGCUUUGGGUGGUCGGUUGUCCAUUACAUUGCAUCAACGAGAAGAAUAUUGUGCCUGGCAGUUUGUGGCCCUGUGGUCUAAAGUUGUCCAUGGUUGACCCAGACACUGAAGAUUGAGAAUGAAAAGCAUGUCCUUUUCCAUCUGAAGACCAUUAUUGUUAGUUUGAAGCUGCAUUUUGAGUGCUGGAGUUGGAUCUUACUCUGAGCUUCUAGUUGAUUUCGAUCCAACACCUGGCGUACUCCACAAAGGCUUAAGGUUUGAUGAUCUUGUGUACAGCGAAUCCUCUUGGUAUGGUCAUUUGCCGGGCUCAUGCCUUACAGGCUUGAGGUUUGAUCAUGUGUGUAGGGAGUCCUUUUGGUUUUGGUCAUUUACACCGUUUUUAAUGAUCUGCUGUCAUAAAACACUUGAGCACCCGAGAAUAAAGAAAAAAUUUGGGUCACGAUUUCAGUUC